Striga hermonthica is the source of this 1815-nucleotide messenger RNA. NCBI's taxonomy places the organism in Eukaryota, Viridiplantae, Streptophyta, Magnoliopsida, Lamiales, Orobanchaceae. The record is from the annotation of a GenBank genome assembly.
AUGUGGGCGCUUCGCAGAGCUUCAUCUCGUCUCGGAAAUCAAGGAUUGAGCUCAGGGACUGGUCGAAUCUUCUGUGCAAAACCAGAUAUAGCGAGAAGAAGCUUUUCUGAAAGUUACCAUGCUGGAGUUAUCGAACCACAAGAAAAAACCUUUGAUGGGUUUUUAACUUCCUCAAAAUUCUUUCGCACAUCAUCCGGUUUCAAAAAGUCAACCCGUGAAAUCCGUUCUUUUUCGUCCGGGGCCGAUGCUAAGAGCGCACAGGAGGACAAUGAUGACUUGGAUGAUGAUCUAGCUAAGUCGGAUCUAUCUGAAGAGGAUGAUGGGACUACAGAUGAACUGCAGACUGAGUUUGAAGCUUUAGGUGACGAUGUUGCAGAAAAGAAUUCGCCUGGAACAAAAGCUUCUUCAGAAAUGGCUAAGGCUAUUCUACGCUCACUCAAUGUGCCUGUGAGCAAGGUUCUGAAUGAAUGGCUUGAGGAAGGAAAUGAGUUGAGCCCAACUGAAGCUACAUUAGCCAUGCUUCAACUUCGGAGAAGAAAGAUGUUCGGCAAGGCAUUGGAGCUGUCCGAGUGGCUAGAAUCCAAAGAAUGCUUCGAGCCCUCAAACGCCAGCUACGCCUCCCGAGUCGACCUGAUCGCCAAAGUGCGAGGACUCUACAAAGCCGAGGAUUACAUCAAUCAGAUACCCGAAUCCUUCAAAGGCGAGCUCGUCUAUCGAACCCUACUCGCUAACUCUGUCUCGUUCAACAACUUGAGGAAAGCCGAGGCGACAUUCAACAAGAUGAAAACUUUAGGCUUUCCCAUGUCGUGCUUUUCCUGCAAUCAGCUCCUCCUUAUCUACAAACACACGGACAGGAAGAAACUAUCCGAUCUCCUUCUUCUAAUGGAGAAAGAAAAAAUAAAGCCCUCUACCUUCACGUACCAGAUCCUCAUCGACAUCAAGGGCCAAUCGCACGAUAUUCCUGCCAUGGAGCAGAUCUUGGCCCAGAUGAAGUCCGACGGGCUUCAGCCCACCACCCAGAUACAGGUGAACAUGGCCCGCCACUACGCAGCCCAAGGGCUCAAAGACAAAGCCGAAGCCAUUUUGAAGGAGAUCGAAGGCGAAGAAGGGUUGGAAAAAAACCGAUGGGCCUGCCGGUGGCUUAUGCCCAUCUACGCCUUGCUCGGCAGAGAAGACCAAGUCGAGCGAAUAUGGAAAGUCUGCGAAAACGACAACCCGUGGGUGUUGGAGUGCUUGACAGCUGUCGAGGCUUGGGGACAGCUGUCGAGGGUUGACAAAUCCGAGGAGGCUUUCGAGAAGCUCUGUAAAAAAGUGAAUAACCCAAACUCGAAGCAGUAUGCGGCACUUCUCCGCGUGUAUGCGAAGAACAAAAUGCUCGAUAAAGGAAAAGAGCUCGUGAGGCGAAUGGGGGAGAGCGGACGCGAGCUGGGCUCUACUUCUUGGGACGCGCUCGUGAGGCUUUAUGUUGGAGCUGGCGAGGUGGAGAAGGCAGACUCGGUUCUUGCGAAGGCCGUGGAGCAGAGGAAAGGGAGGCCUCUUUUCGUGACUUAUUUGGCGAUAAUGGAAGGUUACGCGGGGCGUGGUGACGUGCACAAUGCGGAGAAGGUCUUGAUGAUGAUGAGGCGAGCGGGUUACUCGUCGAAGCUGAAGCCUUACCAGAUUCUUUUGGAGGCGUAUGUGAAAGGGGGGAAAACAGCUUAUGGGAUGAAUGAGAGGUUGAAGGCGGAAGGGAUUUUCGUGAACGGGAAGAUGGCGAGGCAGUUGGCCAAGAUAGACCCGUUUAGGAAGACGAACGUGUCGGAACUGAUCGAGUGA